Messenger RNA from Cavia porcellus (domestic guinea pig), 5184 nucleotides. RefSeq names its product RAS guanyl releasing protein 1 (gene Rasgrp1). Gene Ontology annotation, biological process: Ras protein signal transduction; positive regulation of GTPase activity. Gene Ontology annotation, cellular component: plasma membrane. The transcript is spliced from 17 exons. The coding region runs from base 190 to 2580 and encodes 796 amino acids. The record is from RefSeq and is a predicted model, not a curated record. Gene Ontology annotation, molecular function: guanyl-nucleotide exchange factor activity; calcium ion binding. NCBI's taxonomy places the organism in Eukaryota, Metazoa, Chordata, Mammalia, Rodentia, Caviidae.
GCGCGCGCCAGGCGAGGGGGCGCGCGCACAAAGUUUGCGCCGCGGGUGCGCUCGCUCUGCUCUCCCGGGUGCAGCGCCCGCUCCGGUGCGGGCUGCGGGGCGAGAGGCGGGCCGGGUGGCGAUGCGCCGGGCCCGGCCGAGCCCGUCCCGCCGCGCAAGGUGACCGCUCCGGCAGCGCGGGCCGCAGCCAUGGGCACCCUGGGCAAGGCACGAGAGGCUCCGCGGAAAACACCCCAUGGCUCCAGAGCUGCCCCUAAAGCAAGACUAGAGGCCAAAGCCGCGAACAGCCCCUUCCCCUCGCAUCCCAGCCUGGCCCAGAUCACCCAGUUCCGAAUGAUGGUGUCCCUGGGACACUUAACUAAAGGAGCCAGCCUGGACGACCUCAUCGACAGCUGCAUUCAGUCUUUCGAUGCAGAUGGAAACCUCUGUCGAAGUAACCAGCUGCUGCAAGUCAUGCUGACCAUGCACCGAAUCAUCAUCUCCUCUGCAGAACUGCUCCAAAAAGUUAUGACCCUCUAUAAAGGUGCCUUGGCAAAGAAUUCACCUGGGAUUUGUCUGAAGAUCUGCUAUUUUGUAAGGUACUGGAUAACAGAAUUCUGGAUCAUGUUUAAAAUGGAUGCCAGCUUGACAAACACUAUGGAGGAGUUCCAGGAACUGGUGAAAGCCAAUGGGGAGGAGGCCCACUGCCGCCUGAUCGAUACAACUCAAAUUAAUGCUCGUGACUGGUCCAGAAAACUUACUCAAAGGAUAAAAUCAAACACCAGCAAGAAACGAAAAGUCUCCCUGCUCUUUGACCAUCUGGAACCAGAAGAGCUAUCUGAGCAUCUCACCUACCUGGAGUUCAAGUCCUUUCGAAGGAUCUCUUUCUCUGAUUAUCAAAAUUACCUUGUAAAUAGCUGUGUGAAGGAGAACCCCACGAUGGAGCGAUCCAUUGCCUUAUGCAAUGGCAUCUCCCAGUGGGUGCAACUGAUGGUUCUCAGCCGCCCCACCCCACAGCUCCGGGCAGAAGUCUUCAUCAAGUUCAUCCAUGUGGCCCAGAAGCUUCACCAACUACAGAACUUCAAUACGCUGAUGGCUGUGAUAGGUGGGCUGUGUCACAGCUCAAUCUCCAGGCUCAAGGAGACCAGUUCGCAUGUCCCACAUGAAAUCAAUAAGGUUCUCGGCGAGAUGACCGAGUUGCUCUCCUCCUGCAGAAACUACGAUAACUACAGGCGAGCCUACGGGGAAUGCACCCAUUUCAAGAUCCCCAUCCUAGGGGUGCACCUGAAGGAUCUUAUUUCCCUAUAUGAAGCCAUGCCUGACUACCUGGAAGAUGGGAAGGUGAACGUCCACAAGCUGCUGGCCCUUUACAACCAUAUCAAUGAACUAGUCCAGCUACAGGAGGUGGCCCCCCCACUGGAGGCCAACAAGGACUUGGUGCACCUGCUGACGCUAUCCCUGGAUCUCUACUACACUGAAGAUGAGAUCUAUGAACUCUCCUAUGCCCGGGAACCGAGGAACCACAGAGCCCCGCCACUAACACCUUCUAAGCCGCCGGUAGUAGUAGACUGGGCCUCUGGAGUAUCACCCAAACCUGAUCCGAAGACCAUUAGUAAACAUGUGCAGAGGAUGGUGGACUCUGUCUUUAAAAACUAUGAUCAUGACCAGGAUGGAUACAUUUCUCAGGAAGAAUUUGAAAAGAUCGCUGCAAGUUUCCCGUUUUCCUUCUGUGUGAUGGACAAAGACAGGGAAGGCCUCAUCAGUAGAGAGGAGAUCACGGCCUACUUCAUGAGAGCCAGUUCCAUCUACUCCAAGCUGGGCCUGGGAUUUCCUCACAACUUCCAGGAGACCACCUACCUGAAGCCUACUUUCUGCGACAACUGCGCUGGGUUUCUCUGGGGAGUGAUCAAACAAGGAUAUCGAUGUAAAGACUGUGGGAUGAACUGCCACAAACAGUGCAAAGAUUUAGUGGUGUUUGAGUGCAAGAAGCGAACCAAAAAUCCAGUGGCUCCCAUGGAGAACACUUCAGUGGCACCAACAUCCAACCUUUGCUCUUUGGGAGGCAGAGAUCUGCUCCAUGCACCUGAGGACGGAUCAUUUACAUUCCUGAAUGGGGAGGCUGUGGAACACGGUGAAGAGAGCAAGGAUCGGACCAUCAUGCUGAUGGGAGUGUCCUCACAGAAGAUUUCAGUUCGGCUUAAGAGGACUGUUGCCCACAAGACCACCCAGACCGAAUCGCUACCUUGGACUGGCAGUGAGGGCUCUUCUGGUCACUUUGUGCUGUCCUCUCCAAGGAAGACAGCCCAGGAUACCCUUUAUGUACUUCCCAGUCCUACAUCCCCAUGCCCCAGUCCAGUCUUGGUCAGAAAGCGAGCGUUUGUCAAGUGGGAGAAUAAAGAGUCCCUCAUAAAAUCAAAAGAAGAGCUCCGUCAUCUCAGACUCCCAACAUACCAAGAGCUAGAACAGGAAAUAAAUACUCUGAAAGCAGACAAUGACGCCCUAAAGAUCCAACUAAAAUAUGCACAGAAGAAAAUAGAAUCCCUUCAGCUUGAAAAAAGCAAUCAUGUCUUAGCACAAAUGGAACAGAGCGACUGUUCUUAGCCAGAAACUCAUGGAGCACCACCUACGGAUGAGUAUACCACAGCUCUCAUUUCCUAAGCUGAUUAACACAAAGACAGGGCAACUUUAGAUGGACUGUCUUUAAAUGGAGUACUCUGGAAGAGAAAAGCCCUUACUGUUUCGUAUUUUAAAAGACUCCUAAUGUACAGUAUUGUUUUCUUGUUCAAUCAGCUGACUCAAACUCGCAGAAAGCUGUAGGAUACAAAACUUUUCAUGUUCCACACUGAUUUUUUUUUUUUUUUUUUUGGUACCAGGGAUUGAACUCACGACCUAGCGCUUGCCAUGCAGGUGCUCCUGCCGCUGAGCUAAAUCCAUGCCCCCUCCACCCUUCUUUCUGGAAUAGCAAAAGUGUCCUAAAGCAUGACUAUAGUUUCCUAACAAGGUAGUAUCUCAUAUGGCCCACACUGAUUCUUAAAACUAAAAUUUCUGGAAAACAAAUUGGCGUUUUCCAAAUUGAAGGAUUUCCUUUGUUCUACAAAGCUUUACUGAUAAUGAAAAAAUAUCAAUAUUCCAAAAGCAGUGGAACUUGUAGGUCCCAGCAUUCUUUGUGUAUCUACUUCACUACCUCAGAUCUAAUCAGUAGCCUUUUUUCCUCCCUCCCCACUAAGCCACAUCCAUGAAUGUAUCUACUUAGAAGUGAACUUCUAGAGAUGCAGUCCUUGGCUUUUCAGUGGCUUAUUAAACAUGGUGUUAUACAGACACAAGGUCAAUUAGUUCUAGUCUUAAAGUUACUCUAAAAUAAAACCAGUACCUAGGAACAUAGCUAUUACCAUCUCAUAUAUGACUUGCUGAUUAGUAUAAUAAACAUAAUGUAGACAUAUUUGUCCUCAUAUUCUAUAGUGAAUACAACUAGGAACUUACAGUUUUUUAAAGCAAGUCUGUAAAGAGUAUCAAACCCUUCCUGUUUAGUAUUUUUUAAGUAAACUAUUUUUAAAAUUCUCUUUUGAACUGAUUUUGUGCUUAAAACUGUCUUCACUAUUGAUACUACUUAGAGAAAUAAGCUAAUUGAAUCAGCAAUGUAAAUAACAGCUGACAACAUGUACAUAUGUAUAUAAUAUGUAUAUAUGGUAUCAGGCAUGCAUGUAGUUUAGAGUUGUCUCCAUAAAUUUUACUAUUUAGCAAAAUCACAGGUGACAAGCCCUGGUUAUAUUCUGUUACGAAGGUUAAUGAAUGAGCUCAGUUAGGGGCCUGGGCUAUUAUUCACAAACUCUAACUAACAUUUUCUUUUGGGGGAAUUAGCUUCCAUACUAGGUAGGAAAAUCCAGUAGCCAACUGAUUUAUAAUUCAUAUAUAAGUGGGCCAGCUGCCAGGAAUAUAAUCUUAAUUGAAAGUUUCACAUGUAAAGUCAAAGCACGAUGCCCUUAUCAAUAAUACAAAAUAUAUAGUGUGGCCUACUUGCAGGAUUCAGAUUAUUUAAGUUUUUUUGAUGAAAGAUCACUUCCAUUUGUCUACUUCUUUGUACUAAGAUUUAAUGACAUAAAACUUAGAAAUGUUUUACUAAAUUUUAAAGAAUUGCUUCACAUAAAUUUAUUCUUCUUGUAAAUCCAAACUCAGAAAUGCUCAAAGCAGUGCCGCUUAGGCCCACUGCCUAGAAUAUACACUUUAUUAGCUAACUGGUACUUGGUUUACAUGGAGUAAACAUGAGCUUAUGAAAAUGCUAGAAUUCAGAUUCAUUAUUAUUUUCCUAUGACAGACUAAAGGGUAUAUCUCAGUUUUUAAACUAUAAUCAUGGAAUAUACACUUCCUCAUACUUUCCACCUAAAAUGAAGACCUCAAGCUAUUUUUUAUGUAAAUAAUCUGUAAUAUAUAGGAUUUCAAAAGGUGAUAGUUCCUUUAACUAACUAAAUUAUCAUGGAUAGAUAAUCCUGGGCACUGAACAAUGUUAGCACUGAAAUGAACACAAGGCCAGAUUUUCGUCAUAGGCUUUAAAAUCCAGCAAAGGCAAAAGAGGAAUAAUGUUAUCAAUAUUGUUUAUGUUGAGCUAUGGGAACUAGUGGAAUCCAGAGAAAAAUCUGAAACAAGUUUUUGCUUUACCACGUCGAAGAUGAAAAUUUUUGUUUCUCAUAUUGACUUGAAAUAAUUUUGGACAGGUAUUUAUCUGCCAAGACAAAAAUAAAUUUUGUUUUAUUAACAAUGUCAUUUUCUUUGUUAAUUAAAUCACUUUUUUCACUGACCAUUUAUGAAUCUGUCUUACGGUAAAUAAUGUAAAAGGACUGCAAGAAAAAAUGUACAGAUUGUAAAUUUUUUGAUAAUGUAAGUUUUCUUCAAGUAAUAUUUAUAUGAUAAAGACAUUAGGAUCCCACAACAUACAUGUCUUGUGUUUCUUCUUCAUCUGCAUGAAUAUGUACAAACUCCACCUGAAAUUUUACUAUUGGUUUAUGUAUGGACUACUCCUCUAUUAAAUAGUGUUGUCCUGGAAGUAAAAGCAAAGCAACUAGAUUAUUCAGUUUAAAAGUUUUGGUAUCUUUUGUAGUCCAAAGUUAACAGUACAGAAAUACCCACUCUUUUCCCAUCUUCUAAUGAUUUCUAGUGGCUUUCCCAUUAAGUCUAAAAAUACAUUAAAGGAGAAAAAAUUGACCACUGUCA